This is a messenger RNA of Solanum dulcamara, 2209 nucleotides long. RefSeq names its product exocyst complex component EXO70A1-like. Gene Ontology annotation, biological process: exocytosis. Gene Ontology annotation, cellular component: exocyst. The transcript has a single exon. Bases 188 to 1978 code for a protein of 596 amino acids. Lineage: Eukaryota; Viridiplantae; Streptophyta; Magnoliopsida; Solanales; Solanaceae. The record is from RefSeq and is a predicted model, not a curated record. Gene Ontology annotation, molecular function: phosphatidylinositol-4,5-bisphosphate binding.
UAUAUUUUUAAAUUUCAGAGAGUAUUAUUAGUACCUCUACAAAUAGAAAUUCAUCACUUUAACUCCCCGGAGAAGAAACAAAAUAUAAAAACUCUCGCCUCCAUUUUUGAAUUUCUUGUUAUCAUUCAAUUCAUUUUCCCUCUAAGCUCACAAAUUAUUUUCGAGAUUCCGAAAUUUCAAAGUUAAAAUGGAGCCACCGGGAAACGACGUCGUUGCGUUUGAGUCAGCUCAGAAGAUAAUCCUCCGGUGGGAUUCCACGGCGUCGGAAGACGCUCGAGAGAAGAUGAUCUUCGCCGGCGAUCGACAUGAGAUCGAUCGGUAUUUGCAAGCUGUUGAUGAAAUCCAACGGUCGAUGGAGUCCGCUACACUUUCCGAUGAACAGAACAAAGUUAGUAGUGCGAUCCAGAUCGCCAUGGCUCGGCUUGAAGAUGAGUUUCGUAAUAUACUCAUAGCUCACACGACUCCUAUGGAAGCUGAAUCUCUUACUGACAGUAGUCCUGUGCCUGAAGAAGACUACGAGGAUGACUCGCUGUUGACCAAGGACUUGGAGCAUCAAGAGAGUAACAGCAGCUGUAGUUAUCGAUCUACAAAUAGCAUUCGUGAAAUCGAUCUAAUGCCUUCGGAUGCAAUUUACGAUCUCCGAUGCAUCGCCGAGAGAAUGAUCCUCGCCGGAUAUCUCCGGGAGUGUAUUCAGGUGUAUGGCAGUGUACGCAAGUCUGCAGUGGACUCGAGUUUCCGCAAACUUGGAAUAGAGAAGCUGAGCAUCGGAGAUAUCCAGAGAUUAGAAUGGGAAACUCUAGAAACGAAGAUCCGGCGGUGGAUACGAGCUGCAAAAGUAUGCGUUCGGAUACUUUUCGCUAGUGAGAAGAAACUCUGUGAGCAAAUCUUCGAAGGUUUAGGCACUGCAACGGACGAUGCUUGUUUCAUGGAAACAAUCAAAGGUCCAGCUAUUCAGCUAUUCAAUUUUGCUGAAGCCAUUAGCAUUAGUCGGCGAUCACCGGAGAAGUUGUUUAAGAUAUUGGAUCUUCAUGAUGCUUUAUCGGAUUUACUGGUGGACAUUGAGAUUGUUUUCGAUUCAAAAUCUUCGGAGUCAAUUAGGGUUCAAACUGUAGAGAUACUAUCUAGGUUAGCUGAGGCUGCAAGAGGGAUAUUAUCUGAAUUUGAAAAUGCAGUGCUUCGAGAACCUUCCAAGGUUCCUGUACCUGGAGGGACAAUUCAUCCCUUGACUAGGUAUGUUAUGAACUACAUAAGUUUAAUCUCAGACUACAAACAGACCAUGUCUGAAUUAAUUGUCUCAAAGCCAUCAACAGGGUCAAGGUAUUCGAGUGAUCCUAACACUCCUGAUAUGGAUUUUGCGGAGCUAGAAUCACAGACCCCGUUGGCGCUUCAUUUGAUCUGGAUUGCUGUGAUUUUGCAGUUCAAUUUGGAAGGUAAGUCUAAGUGCUAUAGAGAUACUUCAUUGGCACAUAUAUUUAUGAUGAACAAUGUACAUUAUAUUGUUCAGAAGAUUAAAGGGUCACCUGAGCUGAGGGAGAUGGUAGGGGAUGAUUGUUUAAGGAAAUUAACAGGGAAAUUCAGGCAAGCAGCUACAAACUACCAGAGAUCAACCUGGGUGAAUGUUUUACAUUGUUUGCGAGAUGAGGGUUUACAUGUCAAAGGCAGUUUUUCAUCCGGGGUGUCUAAGAGCGCAUUGAGAGAGCGGUUUAAAACCUUCAAUGCUAUGUUUGAAGAGGUACAUAGGACUCAGUCCACCUGGUUGAUACCGGAUACCCAGCUCCGAGAGGAGCUGCGUAUUUCUGUAUCUGAGAAGUUGAUCCCAGCUUAUAGAUCAUUUCUCGGAAGGUUCAGGAGUCAUAUUGAAAGUGGGAGGCAUCGGGAAAACUAUAUCAAGUAUUCUGGUGAGGACAUUGAGACUGCUGUCUUGGAUUUCUUCGAGGGGUACCAAGUUUCACAACACAUAAGAAGAAGAUCUCAGUGAAAUGAUAUAAGUUUCAGUAAUUAGAAUCUUAGGACAUUCUUUGAAUUUUUUUUGUGGAGUCAUUUAAGAGGAGCCGAGGUUCUGGAUUUAAGGUAUUGUCGUGCAAAGCAGAAAAUUUUGGUAAGAUCAGCUGUAUCUAUGAUGGUCUCCCUCUGCCUAAAUGCUCCUGCCCUGUAAGCGCAGUGUUGUUGUAUUUCUUCCAUAUGUUAGAUUUUAUUUCAUUUGUCCAUA